Messenger RNA from Fonsecaea multimorphosa CBS 102226, 990 nucleotides. RefSeq lists its product as uncharacterized. NCBI's taxonomy places the organism in Eukaryota, Fungi, Ascomycota, Eurotiomycetes, Chaetothyriales, Herpotrichiellaceae. The coding region runs from base 1 to 990 and encodes 329 amino acids. Gene Ontology annotation, cellular component: intracellular anatomical structure. Gene Ontology annotation, molecular function: pyridoxal phosphate binding. The record is from RefSeq and is a predicted model, not a curated record. The transcript has a single exon.
AUGAGCUCCUCAAACGACACCACCGCUCCGCCGUCCGACAUGAAAAUCACGAUCAACCCGCAACGCGCCGCCGCCCUGUUACAGAACCUCUCCUCGGUCCAGCAACGAGUCCAAAGCGCAUGGAGCUCCUCCCUUUCUCCAGGCACGAGCCCGUCGACCGCUGCCGCGCCCGUCCGAGUCGUCGCCGUGUCGAAGCUGAAGCCAGCCUCGGACAUCCUCGCGCUACAUCACCCAGCAGCAGCAGCAGCAGCAUCAUCAUCAUCCUCUGAAGAAUCCGCCAGCACGCAGCAGUCGCAAGGGCAAGGAGGACACGACCAUUUCGGGGAGAACUACGUGCAGGAGCUGGUGGAGAAGUCGAGGGUGUUGCCCAAGACGAUCAAGUGGCAUUUCAUCGGCGGGUUACAGUCGAACAAGUGCGUGCCCGUGGCGCGGGACGUGGACAACCUGUGGGCGGUGGAGAGCGUGGACAGCGAGAAGAAGGCGAACCUGUUGAACAAAGGCCGGGCGGAGAGGAACGAGCGACUGCGCAAGGAACACGGGCAGCAGGCCAUGGACGAGAACGGCCUCGAGGAGAAAUUGAGGAUCUUCAUACAAGUCAAUACCUCCGGUGAGGAGUCCAAGAGCGGGCUCGAUCCAGACUCCCCAGAACUGUUGUCCCUGGCCAGACUCAUCCGCGACGAUGGGCGGUGUCCGAACCUGCACCUCCAGGGACUCAUGACUAUUGGUGCCAUCGCGCGAUCAAAGGCCACAACCCCGGAAACAGAAAACGAGGACUUCAUCACGCUGCGCUCCACCCGCGACAAACUCGCUGCAGAUCUAGGUCUGCAGAACAAGGAUGAACUCGAGCUGAGUAUGGGAAUGUCAGAGGACUUUGAGAGCGCAGUGAGGUUGGGAAGUAGUGAGGUAAGGGUAGGAAGUACGAUAUUUGGGGAGCGGCCGCCGAAGAAGGACGCCAAAGUGCUAGAGCAAACGGAACAAGAGAAGAAUUGA